Messenger RNA from Plasmodium knowlesi strain H, 5016 nucleotides. RefSeq names its product ferlin-like protein, putative. The record is from RefSeq and is a predicted model, not a curated record. Lineage: Eukaryota; Apicomplexa; Aconoidasida; Haemosporida; Plasmodiidae. Bases 1 to 5016 code for a protein of 1671 amino acids. The transcript is spliced from 3 exons. Gene Ontology annotation, biological process: plasma membrane organization.
AUGAACUUCGCAAAGAAGACGCAGUACAACAUCAAGGUGGAUAUACACGAAGUGAAGGACCUGAGCUUUCGCGAAAGCGCCAACGAAAAGGAGAUCAUCCCCAACCCCUACGUCCAGGUCACAGUGAACAAUGAAAACAAAUGCACACCGAAGAAAAACCAAGCAGUGAACGUGGCAUACAACACAUCCUUCAACUUCUCCAUGGAUUUGACUGAUUACCUUUUUCAGCGAACCAGUGUAGACGUGUGUGUGUUGCACAAGUAUACAAUACAAAGUGCCCUCAUUGGAAAAUGCUCCUUCGGUCUAAAUUAUGUGUACUCCAAACCGCAGCACUGGCUAUAUAGAAUUUGGGUGAGAUUAAGGAACCCAGAUUUGCCCCUCGACGAGGUUGGUUUUUUGCUCAUUUCCGUGGGGGUCUAUGGUCCAGGGGAUGCUAUUCCAAUCAUUAACGACAGUGUGAAAACGAACAUAGGUGACUCCGUCAAUGCAGUAAAUACAGGAGGAUUAGGAAUAGGUGAUAAUUCUGGUACCGCAGCUGGGGAAGGAGGUGGAGGAGGAGAAGAAGGGGAAGAUAACGUGGAGUUCGGGGGAAACAGAGGACUAGAUAUACACAUCACGCACUAUGACCUCAGUGUAAAUAUUUUCCGGGGACAGGACAUGGAUUUUAUCGGGAGCAGUAUGUUAUUUUCGAAUACGUUAGAACCGUAUGUAAAGGUAACGCACAACGGAUUUGAGGAGAGUACCAAGGUGAUAAGAAAUGAUCCAAACCCUGUAUGGAACAUCAGUGUACACAUUCCAACAUGUACUCCAUGUUACGACAAGAAUAUAAUUAUAGAGUUGGUGAACGGAGAACAUAAUGGAGUCGUGAUGCUGAGCAUCUUGCUAGAUUUGUUUGAAAUUCUAAAACGGGAACUGCACCCAAGAUGGUAUAAUAUAUAUUACAAUCCUCAAAAUCAAAUUGCCCCGAGAAGUAGUAUAUACAAUCAGAACGUUACUGCUAAUGCACCUAAUAUAACUAACACUAGUAAUGCCCAGACAUCUUCAAAUGCAAUAGGAAAUUAUCUCUUCUCAGCCACUGCGGAAAAAUUAUUUAAAAAUGCAACACAAGGAAUUAAUAUUAAUGAAAUAUUAGGAGUGACGAAAAUGCAAAAUAUGUUUUCCUACGAUGAUAAUUUGAAGGAGUUCUACCUCUACGGAGGAAGAAUAUUUCUCAGUGUAAAUGCUACCAAGACUCAUGCACCAGGACCUAUACGUAUAAAGUCAGCCAGAGUAGAACCCGACCCACCCAAUAAGGAGUUUAUUUUUUGUGCAGAUAUUUAUGAAAUAUUAUCUGUACGUAGUAACCAUAAUAAAAGGGGAAAUUAUAAUUCUGAAAAUCUUCAAAAGGCUUACAACAAAACAUAUGAUGGAAACGGAGAAAACAUAAUAUGUGUUUGUGGAUUGGGCCCACAUAAACUAAAGACAUGUGCGCUUCUUCCAAAUGAUGUAGGAUCUUAUGUCCUGAACGAAAAUACAGGACGAAUUAAUGAAUUCAGAAUAUUUUUACCACAAAAUAAUACCGAUCAAAUAUACGAUAUUUUCUUGUACAUAUACGUCAAGUCAAAUCUUGCCGUGGCUGAUUGGAUAACUACUCGGAGGAGUGUAUACAAUACUGCAGGGGGUGUACAUAAUAAUAGAGAUUUAUACAACACAGGAGAUGCAAACAAUGGUAUGAAGUUAAACCAUAUGGGUUCUAUAAAUAAGCAAUCAGAAGAUAUUUUCAAUGAGUCAGAUAUUAUGAGUAAUUAUAAGUUAAGUAGUUAUGUACGCAUCCCUUUUAAGUAUUUACUACUUAGUGAGAAUAAGCCAAAGUGGUUUUCCAUGAAGAAUGUGGAUACUAGUGCACAUGAUUAUAGCAUCUCAUUCUAUGCGAAUCUGGUUCCGUUUCAUUUGUUUAAGAAAAGACAGGAACGAUUGGAAUAUAAAUUAUCUAGAUAUUUCUUUAGAGCCUUAAUUUAUGAAGGGCUACACUUCCCGGCUAAGGGUUACGACUCCUUUCCAGAUCCCUACAUAAAAAUCGAACUAGCAGGACAGACUAUAAAGACAAGCACCAUUUUGCACACACUGAAUCCAAAUUAUUAUGAAGCCUAUGAAGUGGAAGUAAUUCUGCCAACGAAUUUGAAUCUAGCUCCAGAUAUAUCAAUUGAAGCUUUUUCUGUUAAUAAAACAUUCCUGUAUAAUGAUGAUGAUAUCCUACUAGGUUCUUGUACGUAUCCUAUUAUUAAGGUACCCAUCGAAUGGAAGCGCUCUCCUGUUUGGAUAAGCUUAAAAUCGUCUCAGUAUAAAAAAUGUAAAGCUAAACUUCUGGUUGGGUUCGAAUUAGUUCCCUUAGAAAGAGUGCUAGAUGAUAGUUACCCUUUUUAUGAUGAUAUAAGACCAUCUACAUUACCAGGACAUGUAUCUCUCUUUCUUGUUGGUAUACGUAUGUUCAAACCUUUGAAGAAUCCUUCCGUAACUGUCUGCUUCGGAAGAGAUGUGGACGAUACAUCUCAAUUUCUUUGGCACGAGACGGUCAGUAAAGUUAUAUCUGGAAAGGAAGGCAACUGGAAUUUCCUAAAAUAUUUUUCUCUAGAUGUUGCAUUACCCAAACGUAUGCAACAUCAUAGUUUUUUAGAAGUGCGUGUCGAGGACAGAGAACUAAGUUCUGCCUUCACUACCACCGGGGGUAAUUCCUCCAAAUCGGCCAAGGCCACGAAUAAUAACAACUUAAUCGGUACUGCAUAUAUUACGCUGAACCCGUUACUUCCUUGGCUAGACAAAUAUGAAAAGAAUGAGUGCGUCGAAUUAUUUAAGCUUCAUCUCUUGGAGGAAGUUCUAAUGGAAGAUGCCGAAAGGGCACGGAAAUCUUACAACACUGCUUUGGUGCAUAAAAAGAGCUCUAUGGUUCUGAGAAAAAAUACUAAUAUUUUGUUUGACGGUGAAGGAGGUGUAGAAGGUGGUGGCAGUGAUGAUGAAGGGGAUGGGGAGGGAGGACCGGGUGGGGGAGGGUUUCAUGCCUUGUCUUUGAAUGUUCUGGAGGAGGGUGUCUCGGAGGAUGGAGCCUCAGAGGCAGGAGAGACAAAGGCAAAUGAUGAGGUCGUCACGGAAACGGCUAUCCAUCUGGGCGGUGAAGACUUCCAAUCGGAGGUGGGCGAGGAAACCAUUCGAAGAGGCAACCCCCCAGAGGAGACGGAGGAAGGAGGGGAAAGUGCAAGUGUGAAAAAUUCAAUUUUGAAAAAUUCAAAUGGGAAGAACCCUGAUAAGUCGGCGCAUCACCUCAGCAAGAAGAAAAAGAAGAACAUGAAAAAGUUCAUCAACAAGGAGUACGUGCCAUAUAACGACCCCGACUUUGCAAACGUUCGGAUAGAAGAGGCACUGGAACAUGUAUGCUUCAAGACAAGUGAGUACGCAAGCGACUCUGAUGUAAGUGCAGAGGAGAACGAGCAUGGAGAAAACGAAAGUAAUGGUAGCCAAAGGAGGAUAAAGUUUAGAGAUAUUAAUUUUUUCAAAGGGAAGAACCACGAUGACGAGAAGGAAAAAAAUGUACAAGUGAAUAAAAAAAAAGAGAGAAAAACUAUUCAUGGGUUCAGUGAAGAUGCGUUGAACUUUCAAUUAUCCAUAGCAGGAGAUGAUGAGCAGGAAGAAACACAGAGAGAUGAGAUGUUGUACGAAUAUGAAGUGGACAUGAAUGUAGAUGAUCUACCUUACCUAAGAGCAACCAUAUUUAGAUGUACUGAUUCAGGUAUACCAGAAGCAGUGGGUUACCUGAAAUAUUUGUGUAAUGUAUAUGAUGACAAGACCAUACAUCUAAAAAAGGAAAUGUUAAAAAAAUGUGAAAAACUGGUGAAUGAUUACAAGAUAACUCGUAAUUUGGUUGUGAGAGCUUACAUCAUUCAAGCGAGAGGAUUGAAUCCUCCAUCAGGAGCAACAGAUAUAACUACCUAUGUCUGGAUUAAGAAUAGCAACGAAAUAACUAACAUUCCUGGAGGGUUAUCUCAUAACAUUAAAGACACAGGGCAUAUCAAAAGACAAGGAUAUAAACCCGAAUUUAAUAGAUCCUACCAACUCUUAUGUUCCUUCCCAGAUGAGUCUAUAAUUCAAGUGUGCAUAAUGAAUCAGGGUUCUCUGUCAGAUGAAAUCAUUGGUUAUACAUACAUCGACAUGGAGGACAGGUACUUCAAUCCUAGGAUUAGACAACUAAUGAUGGAUGACAACAUGCCAAUUGAGUUAAGAUCUUUGAAAUUAGAAAACAGUACGAUCUCUCAUGGUUCCUUAAGAUGUUGGUUUGAAAUUUUUACAGAAGAGUUUGCUCAAAGGAACCCCGUUAAAAUUUUAUGUUCUAAUGAACCCGAUGACUAUCAACUGAGGGUAGUCAUUUGGAAGGUGAACAAUGUUGCUAUGGAUGAGAGUCCCACCAUUAGCCUCUUUGUUAGAUGUAUUUACACAGAUGAAGAUUUAGAAGACAAGAGAGAUACAGACACACACUACAAUAGCAAGGAUGGGAAAGCUGUAUUCAACUGGCGCUUUGUAUAUAAUGUUAAGAUUCCUACCAAUGCCACGAAUGUCAAGGUGCAGGUGCAUAACUAUGGGCUCCUUUCAUCCAGUGAACCCAUCGGCGAGGCCACUCUCAAUCUGGCAACGCACUUUUAUCGCGCUAGGAAGAAGCGAGGCCUCUACCACAUCCCUAGGUUUUGGCUACAGUGCAAGCAUCCCGCCCACAAGAACAGGGUGCGGGGGAGCGUGGAGGUCGAGGCGUGCAUCCUUCCGAAGGCAGAGGCAGAGGUGGAUCCCGUCGGCAAUGGUCGGGAUGAACCGAACAAAGACCCAUUCCUUCCCCCAGUCACAGAGAACAGGACAUACGUUGAUUGGGUCACUAUCAAUGAGAAGUUCGGAGCUGCCACCGCGUCUAUCAUGCACGGAUUGAAGUGGACAGGUGUUUGGAUCGUUGUGGCCGUCGUCGUCGUUGGUGUAUUUUUCCUCCUCAUCCUUUUGAAGUAA